Protobothrops mucrosquamatus (brown spotted pit viper) is the source of this 1257-nucleotide messenger RNA. It is a transcript of the gene GALR2, whose product is annotated as galanin receptor 2. The record is from RefSeq and is a predicted model, not a curated record. Gene Ontology annotation, biological process: G protein-coupled receptor signaling pathway. Gene Ontology annotation, molecular function: G protein-coupled receptor activity. Lineage: Eukaryota; Metazoa; Chordata; Lepidosauria; Squamata; Viperidae. Gene Ontology annotation, cellular component: membrane. Bases 1 to 1257 code for a protein of 418 amino acids. The transcript is spliced from 3 exons.
AUGGUUUCCUGUGAGAGGCACGGCAGAAAACCAAAAAGCGUUUCAGCACUGCACAAAGUGGAAAUCCGCUUUCAAGAAAAAGUACAGCUUUCACAAGGACACUUUGCUUCCAAGAUGAACAGAACACUGACCCUGUUAAACUCUUCAGGGGUUAGUGAGAGCAACACUUGGCAGCUGAUCUCUGUAAUCAUUCCCUUGGUAUACUCUUUGAUUUUCCUAAUAGGCACCGUGGGCAACUCUCUAGUCCUUGCAGUGCUGCUGAGGAACGGGCAAGUAACCAAUACCACCAACCUCUUCAUCCUCAAUCUAGGUGUGGCUGACCUCUGCUUCAUUGUCUUCUGCGUGCCUUUCCAGGCCACCAUCUAUAGCCUGGAUGAUUGGAUCUUUGGUCCCUUCAUGUGUAAAGCAGUGCAUUUCUUCAUCUAUCUGACCAUGUAUGCCAGCAGUUUCACUCUCACAACUGUAUCCUUAGACAGGUAUUUGGCUAUAAGGUAUCCUUUGCAUUCGAGAGAACUAAGAACACCUAGGAAUGCUGUCACAGCAAUUUGCUUCAUCUGGGGUCUUUCAUUCAUCUUCUCUGGACCGUAUGUCAGCUACUUCCAGGAGUAUCAGAUUGCCAACAUUACUGUCUGUCAUCCCAUCUGGGAAAUGUCACAGCGCAAGAUUAUGGAUCUCUGCACAUUUGUCUUCAGCUAUGUCAUCCCAGUGUUGAUUCUCAGCUUCACCUAUUUAAAGACCAUCCGCUAUCUCUGGACAUCUGUGGAUCCCAUGAAAAUCAUGUCUGAUUCUAAGAAAGGUAAACGCAAAGUCACUCGGAUGAUCAUUAUUGUGACUGUUCUCUUCUGCCUUUGUUGGCUGCCCCAUCAUUUGGUCAUCCUUUGUUUUUGGUUUGGCUAUUUUCCCCUCAACAAUGUUACCUUUGUGCUCAGGGUCCUGUCUCACCUAAUCUCAUAUGCCAAUUCCUGUGUCAAUCCUAUUGUCUAUGCCCUGGUAUCGAAGCAUUUCCGGAAGGGAUUCAAGAAGAUCUUCAGUUGCCUUCUGCAUAAAAGAGUAACCAACAAAGUUCAUGUAGCACAGGUGACCCACACAGUUAGUACUUUGGAGGCAGACUUGACAGAGGUAAUGGAUGUCAAUGAGCCUGUACAUACAGGAGCUUCUACAUGCUGUCACAUCCCAAUUCAGACAUGGAAUGAGGCAGAACAGCUGAGUCAUCAAGAGAAACCUACCAAUUCUUUUAUCACUUUCAAUAUUACUUAA